This is a messenger RNA of Chara braunii, 5069 nucleotides long. NCBI's taxonomy places the organism in Eukaryota, Viridiplantae, Streptophyta, Charophyceae, Charales, Characeae. The record is from the annotation of a GenBank genome assembly.
CGAAGUACUCGUUCGGUCAGAGCCACCAUCGGAGGAUCCUCGACUUCGUGAGGUCUUGUGGGUUUCGAGACAAUGGAAAUACUUCGGGGAGGGAGCAGGCGGGGGAUGAGGAGUACGACGACAGCGAGGACGAGAGGAGGGCGGCCGAGGGGGGAGGUGAUGAUGGACAGAGAUACACAUGACAUGGACGUGCGGCGAGAGGUGGAGCACGCCAAGAGUAAGAUGAGGGGGGACAAGGUCGUUGACGAGGACACUACCCCGGACGAGGACAACGACGAUGACGAUGACGACAAGGAUCAGGGCGCAGACAUUGGAGCCUCUCUUGAUGGGGGGCUGAUGGCCGCUGGCCCCGAGGCCGUGGUGGAGCGAUGGAAGGACGUGUUCGACAAGUUCGGUGUCGAAAACGUCAACGCCAUUUGCACUGAUUCCGCGUCCGCGUCUGUGGCUGCAUCCAAGCUCCUCGCGAAGGAGGAAGUCAAGUACAGUCGCAUUACUUGGCUUCCGUGUGCGGUCCAUGUCUGCAACUUGUUGUUGUCAGACAUCGUGAAGGACGGCACCAACGGGAAGCUUGGGAAGAGGGAGGACACCAUCAUUAGGGCUCGAGUUGUCGUGUGUUUCAUCAGAGAGCACGGGGCGGCUCUUGGCCUUUAUCGACGGUUCUCUGCCGCCCACCUCUUCCGCCUCCGCAGUUGCGGCCAGUUCCAACGCUGCGCCACCCUCGUCUCAGCAGCGAGGCAGAGAGCUUGUGUACCCCGCACAGACGAGGUUUGCAACGCACUACAUGAUGCUAGAGAGGUUGUUGGAUCGUCGCCGAGCGUUGGAGGCGUGAGCGACGACUGGUUGCGGACUGCAUGGAGGAGGUCCGUUUUCUUGCAGGCCAGGUGGGUGCGUCAUCAAGUGCGGUACGCGUCAUUUUGGGAGCACGUGGAGGACAUCGUGGAACUGAUGACGCCUGUGAUGCAGCUGCUACGCCGUUUGGACAGAGGGGGGCGCGUGAUGACUCGCAUGUGGUCGUGGGCGCUUGCCAUGGUUGACAGGGUGGUGAGGGCGAGACUGAACAGGACGUCGAUGGAGGAGCUCAACAUCAUUGUUCAGGCUUGUCAGGCGCGGGUCGAUCAUAUUUGGCGGAGUUUCUUAGUCGGGAGGGCGAUUUACGGAGGGGUUGAGGGUGACGGGGACGCGGCCUCCUACAGAGGGGAGAAGGAGACGUCGCAGGUCGGGAAGUGGUGGGUGCAGCACGGGGACGGGGUCCCUCUCCUUCAGAGUUACACCAUUCGCCUGACGCACACAUGGACGUGCGCCUCUCCAGCGGAGAGGAACUGGGUCGUCCAUGAGCGUGUUCAGGUGAAGAAGCGUAACCAGCUUGGUUUUAUCAAGCUUGCUCGUUUGGUGGAGAUAUCCACCAACUUGAGAUUGAGUCACUGUCAAGGGAGGGGUUCAGGGUACGUUUUGCCAUGGGAGGAUGCUGAGGAGGAGUCAGAGGACACUAUUCCUCCGCCUCGCGACGAGGGUGUUCGGCCAGCUGACCGAGUCACGGAGGCGCAGCGCGAGCGGCAGAUGCAGCGCGGGCGGAAGGAUCGUCUUUCGAAGGCUCCGCCUUGCGUCCAGACGUAUUUCGGUCGUCGCGCCACGGUGCUCAUGCCGACUGACUUGGACGCCGUGUACGAUCCCGAGCCUGAUCCUAUGGCUCAGGACCCGAUUGAUGCGGAGCCGUGGUCUGAUCUAGACGAUCUGGCAGUGGAGUUAGAGCCUGGAGAUUCUGAUGAUGGUCGCGACGAUGUUCCUCUCGCCGAGACGUUGCGUCCUCGGACGCGUGCUUCCACUGCAGCCGCUGCGCUGCUGGUGCAGGCAGGGGAGGCAGUGGUGCAGGCAGGGGUGUGGAGGGUGCAUGACACACAGGGGGGUGCAGGCCGUGGUGGCGGAGGAUGGGCGAGGCGAGAGUCUGCAUCGUCCACUCGCACUGUGCACUGGGUUGAUGAGGGUGCCGCGACAGGAGAGGUCGGCACCGGGUCGGCAGAGUUUGGUGCUGCGUCGGCAGAGUUUGGUGCUGCGUCGGCAAAGGCCGCUCCCUUCGCUGCAGAGUUUGCCGCGGAGUCUGAGGAGGUCGCAGGCGGGCUUGCAGAGGUUGAUGGCAAGGCUGCACAUGUUCGGAGGGCUUCUGCGCAGUUGGGUGCCAGUUUCAGUGGUAUUUUUGAUGUUUCGUUAGGGCUUUCUCCGACACCGGCAGGCGAGCAUGGCAAUGGUGAUGCCGACGCAGCGGCUACGCCCGAGCGAGCGCCAGAAUCGGAGCAGGAUAGGAUUGACCGCGAGGAGAGGGAGAGGCCGCAGAACUUGGCUAGUCGUUGCGAGAUGACACAGAGUAUUGCAUUGAGGGCAUGGGCAGAGUGGAUGCUCGAGACGGGCGGUGGUGAGGGUCAUCGUGCGAUGGGCGAUGAAGUGCUUGAGUGUGGUCAUGCGGGCGGUGGGGAUGGAGGCGAGAGACCCGCGUCGCCGGUUCAGGGUAUUUGUAUAUUGCCUAUCGGUGGACCCAUGACGGCGGGGGAGUUGGAGCGGCAGGCACGGGAGGACCCAUUGCAGGCAGAUCGACGCGGAUGGAUGGAUGAGGCGUCGAGGAGGUUCAUGGCAGAGGGCCCAGCUUACGUGUCGUGCAGCCCGUCACUGCCAUCGUCCACCACAGAUGCCACUACCCCCGUACAUGUUGAGGGUCCAGUCACGGGACGGAUUCCCGCACUGGCACCUGCAGAGUCUCCGUCUCCUAAAUCAUGGAAGAAGAAGAUGAGAGUAGGUAAGAGUCUUAGUACUGUGAGGAGGGUGACGCAGACGAUGCGGGAGAGUCAACCCGGGUUGGCCGGUUUACAUCCGCGAACUCGGGAUGCAUUGGUCGGGGACGUUGUCGCGGAGACAGCAGGUUGGAGGGAGAGGGCCUCCACCCGGGCGACGGAGCAGCCCAUGACAGCACCUGCUGAGGCGGCGAUGCCACGUACUGGGGGGCAUACAACAGGUGGGUGCAAGGUCUUCUCCAAGAUCUAUCUCAAGUCUGGCUACCACCAGAUUGAAGUCGAUCCUGCGGACCAGCACAAGACUGCGUUCAAAACACGCGACGGGCUUUAUGAGAUCAUCGUAAUGCCCUUCGGUCUCACGAACGCACCAGCCACUUUUCAAAGCCUCAUGGACAAGAUCCUCCGCGAACAGAUUAGCCGGUUCGUGGUAGUCUACCUUGAUGAUAUCUUGAUCUUCAGCAAGUCCAUAGAGGAACAUCUCAAGCAUCUUGAGGAAGUGCUCGCUAUCCUCAAGAAGACGCAACUCCAUCUCAACUUGGAGAAAUCCGAGUUUGGGAAGGAUAGCGUCAUCUAUCUUGGGCAUCGGUUGUCUGCUGCAGGCCUAGAGCCUGAGGCAACCAAGAUUGAGGUCAUACGCGAUUGGCCUCRGCCURCGAACAUUCGCGAAUUGCRUUYUUUCCUUGGUCUCRCRUYGUAUUAUCGRAAGUUUGUACCCCGUUUUUCUAUCAUUGCUCGUCCAUUGUCGCGACUAACCAGUAAAAAUGUGCCUUAUUCCUGGGAUGCCGCGUGUACAAAAGUUUUUCAAGCUCUCAAGGAAGCCUUGGUAAGUUACCCAAUACUCCGCAUUGCAGAUCCCAAACUGACAUUCGUAGUUACUACGGAUGCAAGUCAGUAUGGAAUCGGUGCAGUGCUGCAACAAGAUGAUGGCGAUGGCUUGCGGACACUCGAGUACUAUAGCAAACGGAUGCCCAGCGUAAAGGUAGCCACUUCCACCUACAUGCGCGAACUCUAUGCCUUGCGUAUGGCAUUGGAUCACUGGAAACAUUAUCUUUUGGGGCACCACUUCAAAGUCUUCUCAUAUCAUGAGACCCUGAAGUGGAUCAAACAGCAAACUACCCUGUCCCCUACCUUGCUUCGCAGGUUCCAUGAGAUUGACAUCUUCGAUUUUGAAUUAAGACACAAAAAGGGUUGUUAUAAUCGAGUCGCUGACGCAUUGUCUCGCCACCCUGAGUACAUGACUUGCCUUGUGAAAUCCUACGGCCUCCGGAAGAAACUGAAGGAGGAACUCGUAGAGCAAACAACUAAGGAUCCGAAACUUAAUUCCAUCCUUGAGCGGCUGCGAGCUGAUCCUAGUAGUCAGCCUGAUUUCCCCAAGUACGGAGGACUGAUUUUUCGUCGCUACGGGAACCAUGACCGUUUGUGUGUGCCCAACCAUGAGCCUCUCCGCACACACUUUCUGGAUUUGGCUCAUGGCCGGAGCGGGCACUUCGGCAUGGCAAAAACGUACGCUAAUUUGCUGAGACAAUUUGAUUGGAUUGGCGUGAAAAGGACUGCUGAGAAGUUUGUAGCUGAAUGUCAAGUCUGUCAACGGAUCAAACCAUGCAGACAAAAGCCCAUGGGGCUACUCACAUCCCUACCCAUUCCUGAUGGUCCCGAGGAGUCUGUCUCCAUCGACUUUACUGACAUGGGUAAGGUAAGCAAAAACGGUUAUUCCCAAGUCAUGGUGAUUGUUGACUGAUUUUCAUAAUUUCUUAAUCUGUUCCCUUUGCCGCCCCGCGCCCCAACAGAUCUAGUGAUUCGUGAAUUCCAACAGAAAUACAUUCUGCAAUUCGGAACCCCGAAGACUCUUGUGAACGAUCGGGAUCCGCGUUUCAUUAGCACUGAAUGGAAGGAUUUCACGUCUCACCUAGGAAUCAAACUGUGCAUGACAUCAAGUUGACACCCCGAAGCCAACGGUGUGACUGAGGAGAUCAACCAGACUGUAUUUCAACUUCUCCACCCGUUGAUUAUUCCGGACCAGGAGACAUGGGAUGAGGAGCUAUAUUCUGUUAAGGGUUUGUACAACAACUCCGUCCAUUCUGUCACCGCCAUGACACCCAACAGGUUGCACUACGGUUGGCAGAUCCGUAAUUCGCUCUCCUACUUAUUCCUUAAGCAGCCAGCUGGCUUAACACCUGGCAGGCCCGACUUCAGGGCUAAGUAUGAUCGCUUGCUCAAAGCUGCUAUUGCAGCUAUGACCAAGUGGCAGCAUGCCAUGAUCCACCAUGCGAACAAAAAGUGUCGACCAUC